Molecule: messenger RNA, 3760 nt
Organism: Eriocheir sinensis (Chinese mitten crab)
Lineage: Eukaryota; Metazoa; Arthropoda; Malacostraca; Decapoda; Varunidae
Product: protein scarlet-like
Exons: 15
Coding region: 158-2185 (675 amino acids)
Cellular component (GO): plasma membrane
Molecular function (GO): ATP binding; ATP hydrolysis activity; ABC-type transporter activity
Source: RefSeq, a predicted model, not a curated record
GUAAGCCAGGCAGUCAUUUCUUGGUCGCGGUGGGAGAGGUAUUGCCAAACCACGAUUUUCCGAGACUUCUCCCAUCGCGACUUUAUUCGGUCCCUUAAAACACCAUAUUCCAGCUUCAUUUUGACGUUAAACAAGUCAUCUCGUCCACUUUGGUACAAUGCCGGAGCUCGAGGAAGACCAGUUCGAGGACACGGAGUCUUCCCUGCUGGCCUCCGAGCAAUGCAACAGACACUUCCAGUCCUCCAGCGGGGCCUUGGACGUCCCGGUGUUGAAGGCACUCCCACGCAAUGACUGGCCGCGCAGGGGUAAGAGGAAGGGCUAUGGCACGUUAGGGAAGCAGGAAGGCAUAACCCUGACCUGGCAUGAUCUGACCGUGUACGUGCCGGAGAAAAAGUCUUGCUUCAGGAGGAACACGAACGUCAAGCCAACCGUCACCAAGGUCCUCAACAACGUGUUCGGCGCAGUUCGUCCCGGCAGUCUGUUGGCGAUGAUGGGGGCGAGCGGUGCCGGGAAGACCACCCUGAUGAACGCCCUGGCCCACCGAACGGCCGGGCGCGUGGUGGUGGAGGGGGACAUUCUAGUGAACGGCCACCGCGUCAACCCCGCUAUCUCCACGCUGGCGGGCUACGUUCACCAGCACGACCUCUUCCUCGGCUCCCUCACCGUCAACGAACACCUGACCUUCAUGACUCGGCUGAAAAUGGACCGCCGCAGCACGCAGAUACAGCGAGAGAAACGCGUCAAAGAACUACUGACGGACCUGGGACUCCUGGAUGUGCAGAACUCCCGUAUCGGCGUCCCCGGCACCGACAAGUCCCUCUCAGGCGGCGAACGGAAGAGACUCGCCUUCGCCACAGAGAUCCUAACCGACCCUCCUCUGCUGUUCUGCGACGAGCCUGCCACCGGCCUGGACUCCUUCAACGCCAAGAUCAUGGUCAAGAUUAUGAAGGACAUGGCCACGCGGGGCAAGACCAUCCUCUGCACCAUCCACCAGCCGUCCUCGGAGAUCUUUGCCAUGUUCGACCGGCUGCUGCUCCUGGCCGAGGGACGCGUCGCUUACAUGGGCUCGUCUGUCGGGGCGCUGGAGUUCUUUGAGAGCCUCGGCCACAAGUGUCCCUCCAAGUUCAACCCCGCCGACUACUACAUCCACACGCUCGCCGUCUUCCCCGGCCACGAGAAUCGCUCCAUGGACCGCAUCGAGCGUAUCUGCGACAGCUACACGACGUCAUCUUACUGCAAGAGCAUCGAGAUGGUGAUCCUCCAGCAGGACAACAGACACCUCUUCAACCUGGAGUCUGGGAGCAGUUUCGAAGACGAGUCAUUCCACAGAAACACUCCGGAGAAGCCUGGGUGGCCGGUGCAGCUGUGGUGGCUGACGUGGCGCGCGCUGCUCGACUCCUACAGGAACCCUUCCGUCCACUACAUCAGGAUGAUCAAGAAAAUCAUCGCCGCCCUCAUUAUCGGUCUGAGCUACACGAAGGUCCAGCUCAACCAGGCGGGGAUCCAGGACAUCGAGGGCGUGCUGUUCCUCUUCGUGACCCAGAACGCCUUUCCGGCCAUCUACGGCGUGCUCAACCUCUUCCCCCUCGAGAUGCCGCUAUUCUUCCGAGAGUACAAGAACGGCAUCUACCGCUCCGAUACUUACUACAUAUCCAAGAUGGUCUCACAGAUCCCCGGGUUCGUCGUGGACCCCGUGGUGUUCUGCCUCAUCUGUUACUGGGUGGUGGGCCUCCAGAGACACUUCUACCACUUCUCCAUCACCGUCCUCGUCACCGUGGCCAACGCCGUCACCGCUUCGGCCUGUGGGUCAAUGGUGUCCACGACCUUUGAGAACCUGCCCAACAUCAUGCUCUUCCUCCUCCCCUUCCAGCUGAUCCUCCUCAUCUACGGCGGCCUCUUCAUGAACCUCAGGUCUAUGCCGCUGUACAUCGGGUGGGCGAAGUACUUCUCGUGGUUCAUGUACAGCAACGAGGCGCUCACCAUCACGCAGUGGAAGGACAUCAAAAACAUCACCUGCGAGAUGCCUCCGGGGGUGCCCUGUCUCCGCACGGGCGUCCAGGUCAUCGAGAAAUACGCCUUCCACAAAUCGCACCUCUCGGCCGACUUCGCCUUGAUGGGUCUGCUCUACUGCGGCUUCCACUUCCUCGGCUUUCUGGCUCUCCACCUCAGGGCCAAGAAGAAGUAGAAUCAUCCUGGCAUUUAGAGAUUCAAAGCCUUUUACAUGUAGAGAGGAAAAGACACCAAAUGGGAUCGUAUUCUCAGAUGUUUUGGGGUCUACACACAAUGACCCACGUGUGAUAAGGCUUUCGUAGAGGUCGUUGUGGUAGUUUUAUGAGUCUGGGGCACCGUUGCCAGAUUGUCGUGCUCAGAGCAUAGUAUUUACCGGUUUCUGACUCCUAACUAUUGCCAAGAAACAUCAGAAUCUAACUCUUUUAACGAUAACUAUAAAUGGGUUUCGUUAUUGGAGCCCAGAAGACAGUGUAGGGGUAGGAAGUCGGGAAAUGUAAGCGGCUGAGUACGACAAUCUGGCAACGUUGGACUCUGGGGCCGAAUUCAUCAAGCUACUUACGAGACCUGUUGUUAGUAAGUCUUCUGGUAACUCCAUCCGCCAUGAACGCUCGUGAUCUUCAGGCGACUCCGAUGGCAAUGGACGAAGUGACAGCUUGGUCGGCACUUCAUUCAUCGUCAUCGGAGUCGCUUAAGGAUCGUUCGUAGUGGACAGAUUUACCAGAAGACUUACCAACGACAGGUCUUGCUUGAUGAAUCCGGGCCCUUGGUGAUGAUUUAAUAAGGAUUCUGUACCAUGAACGUGAAAAACAGACAUGAGAACCCGACUCAUCUCCUUUGUGACCUUGGGAGCUUGUUUUGUGAGAGUCGAAAGCGUCUGAGAAUACUGGCCCUGACCAAUGUCAAUAUAAGCAAUGUCGGGACACGCGCAUCGGGGGGGAGGGAGUAUGGGGGAGGGAUGGGAGGUAUAGCUGUGGCGUAUCAUGGGGUGGCGAUAACUGAAAAUGGAUGAAGUAAUGCUUGAGCAGACACUACAGUAAAAUGUCAACUUUCAACGUUUAUUUAGUUCUUACAUUAUUUUUUUUUACCACACUAAAUGCAAUGUUAUGGGAUUUUUUUAUUGUGAAGAUUUGGUAAUUGGUUAAUUUUCAUGACGAUCAAGAAUCGAUCGAUUUAACAAUUCGUUUAUGAAAAGUUAGGAUGGAAAACUUGUCUAACGAUAGACUUAUAUGGCUUCCUUUCUCUUCACAUGGGUUUCAUAAUUCAGUAAACAUGAGGAUAAAGUAGGACAUCUUACUACAACAAUUAUAAUUAUAAAACUCUUUGGGCCCAGCCAUUUAUUACAACCAUAGGCGGCGGGGGAGGGCGGCUCUUAGGGCUUGAGCCCCAGAUCUUUCAUCAAAAGCCCCAGAUCUUUUUUAAGGUUGUUAAAGGUGUUGAGAUAUACCUACUAUAUAUUUUUUUAAAUUAAUUCAUUAUACAGUAACUUGAUUCUUGUGUAGGACGUAUCAUAAAUUAAUAUUGUCUUUAUACCAAAGUCCGUUAAGUCCCCAGAAGUCACUAUCUAUGGGGUGGUUUUUAAUUUUUUUCCCCAGGGGAGCAAACACCCGGACCCCUCCCCUUUGUCAGACAGGGGUUAAGACCCCGAUGUCUACAAUGUCUAGCAGCGCCCCUGAUUACAGCAGAGGAUAUUAUCUGAUGUUGCACCAGACAGGCUAUAUUUUUUAGUGACAUCACUGUCAUCGUAAAUCUG